Molecule: messenger RNA, 1458 nt
Organism: Naegleria lovaniensis
Lineage: Eukaryota; Heterolobosea; Eutetramitea; Acrasida; Naegleriidae
Exons: 6
Coding region: 1-1458 (485 amino acids)
Molecular function (GO): NAD+ poly-ADP-ribosyltransferase activity
Source: RefSeq, a predicted model, not a curated record
AUGGCAAAGAUGAAAAAGGCAAAAUCUGGAAAUUCCAACGAACCUCCCCGAACCACUCAUAACAAUUCCUCUUCCAAACUCCAUCAUAAAAACGAUGCUCUUGAUGAUAUUGAACGUUGUUGUCAGAAUUUAUCAAAUUCAAAGUUAAUUGCUCUUCUCAGUUUUCAUAAACGAUAUUUACAAGAUGAAUUGGAAUGUAACGAGUUAGAUGAAAAAUUGAUCGAAUCACAGAAGAAAUCAAAGCAAUUUUCAUUGAAAGGCAAGCUGGAUGCAUUGAAAGAUAUUUAUGAAAUGUUUCCGCAUAUUCCUGUAUCUAGAAUUAACGUGAUUUAUGAUGAAGUAUGUGAUGGACGUGUGGAUGGCUUGAUUGAUGUCUUGCUUGGUCUGGAUCCGAAUGAAGUUCAAUUUACGGAUGAUCUUCCCGAGGAGAGUCAACAAGAGACUGUUAGUAGUAGUCAUAGGUUUGGUCUUCCACCACAACAAUCACAAAUAGAAUUGUUCAAGAAGAGAUGGGAUUUGUCACAAUACAUUUCAUUCGAUAUCGAUCCAAAUAUUACAGAACUUGAAAUUGAUUAUUUAACUGCUGUGAAGAUGAGAAAUUUGGCAUUCCAAGAAUAUGGCUUUGAAGAAGAAGAGGAAACUCAUAGUCAACAAGACGCCUCUGUGAACUUGGAUGAAAUGCCAGAACACGAGAGAGAAUUUUACUUGGAAAUGAAACAAAAAAAGGAGCAAUUGAAAAAAGAACGUCAAUUCAUUAUUGCCAAGAUGAAAGAAGCAAAACGAGCAAGAAAUGUAAAAAUUUAUUGUGCUGGUGAAGAAGAACAUUUAGCCAAAAACACAUCCGAAUUGAAGAGGUACAUGUUUACGAGAAGUAUUGAAUUCGAUCUUGAAGCAGAAUAUAUUCAUUUUAGAAUUGUUGAAUCACAAUUCCAUCGAUUGUUAGCGCGAUACAUGUACACUACUCAAAUGAUUCCGUAUCAACUCCAACAAGUGGAAUAUAUUGUGAAUCCAGAAAUUGUUAGGAAUUUUUACAAUUACAAAAAGGAACUUGCCAAAAAACACAACUUUUUAUACGAGUCAAUGAAUUGCUAUUUACUAUUUCAUGGAACUUCCGAAACGAAUAUGGAGAACAUUUUAAAGACAAACUUUUUAUUGAGCAAGGUGGGCUCUUCUACAGAUAUGGGAUUUUAUGGUAAAGGUUUUUACUUUAGUGAGUCACCUCUCAUGUCCAUAUCUUAUUCAAGAGGUAAUCCUUAUCUGUUAGUUUGUUUGGUGAUGGUGGGAAAAGCAUUCCAUAUGACAACUGUGCAAACUGGUAGACCAUUGGAAAGUGGUUAUGACAGUCACGUUUCACCAGAUGGCUGUUCUGAGGUCAUUAUUUUCAAUCCUCAUCAGGUCAUUCCAAUGUACAAGGUGAAAUGGCAAAAUAUUGGAGGUGCUAAUUAUGGACAUUAUUGA